AUGGAGCGCAUCGAGGAGGUCUAUUCGAGUGGUCGUAUCAUGGGUGACGGACCUAAGGAGAAGACCAUCUCUAGCCUUGAGUCAUUGAUCCAGGUGGCCACAUCCAGGUUGGAGAAGAUGCCACUACAUCGUGACCGGUCCAGCCAGCUCACUGUGCAGAUGAUAGCGGAUGAACUUAGGAGCAUGAAGAUAGCACCUAAAAGAGCUCGAGGAAGACCCGCUAAUAACCGAGAAAAUGAAGAAGGAAACCGAAACGCGAACCAGAACCCUGAUAUAGCACAACUUCUAGAGUUAGUACGCCAACAAACAGCCACUACAGCCCAACAACAACAACUUCUACAACAAAUGCAACCACCACAACCACCUCCAGCAAAUGUCACCACUUUCAAAAUCUUUCAAUCCGUAAAACCCCUAGAAUUCAAAGGAACCCAAGAUCUAGUUGAAGCUCAUGCUUGGCUAAAAGAGAUAGAGAAGGCUUUUGCCUUAACAAAUGUUGGAGAUAAUCAGAAGGUAGAGUAUGCUACUUAUUUUCUUAAGGGAGAAUCGAACUAUUGGUGGGAAACAGCAAAAGCUUUAGAACCCGAAGGAAUCAUUACUUGGGAUAGGUUUAAGAGAAUGUUUUUGGAUAAGUACUUUCCUCGUUAUAUGCAAACACAAAUGGAGAUGAAGUUCUUUGAAUUGAGGCAAGAUAAUAUGACUGUUGGGGAAUAUGAGAAGAAAUUUACUGAACUAUCUAGAUUCAUAGGAGAGUAUGUUGAUUCGGAAGAGAAGAGAGCAAAGAGGUUUCAAGAAGGACUAAAGCCGUGGUUGAGAAGCCGUGUGGCGGCUUUUGAAUUGACUACUUAUGCUGAAGUAGUUCAAAAAGCAAUGGUAAUUGAAGGUGAAAGUGAGCAGAAUCAGAAGGAGAAGGGCAACAAAAAGAGAAGAUUUGAAUCGGGAGAAGAAGGCUCAUGUUACAAGGGCCAGCAUCAGAAAGUUAAUCAAAGGUUUAAACCUCAAAGUGGACCCGGGAAUUUCAAGAAGAGGGAAUUUGGAAACAAGUCACAAGAAAACAGAUCUCAAUGGAGUGGACAGAAACCCCCGCAAGGAUCGAUUCCGGAGUGUAAGGUUUGUAACAAGAAGCAUACGGGGAUUUGCAACAAGGCAAAUGUAGUUUGUUUCAAGUGUCAUGCAAAAAGCCAUUAUGCUCAUGAAUGUAAGAAUCAGAAGGCCAACAUCACGUGCUACAAGUGUGGUAAAGUGGGACAUGUGUCGAGGGAAUGCAAAGGAGCGGUUAACAAUUGA
Daucus carota subsp. sativus is the source of this 1284-nucleotide messenger RNA. RefSeq lists its product as uncharacterized. Gene Ontology annotation, molecular function: zinc ion binding; nucleic acid binding. NCBI's taxonomy places the organism in Eukaryota, Viridiplantae, Streptophyta, Magnoliopsida, Apiales, Apiaceae. The transcript is spliced from 2 exons. The coding region runs from base 1 to 1284 and encodes 427 amino acids. The record is from RefSeq and is a predicted model, not a curated record.